AUGAAAAGCAAAGAGCAACUGACACCCCAAACUGCGGAGAAGACGCGGGACACAUUACUAGACAAGUCACGGGCCAUGUCGCGGGACAUGUCGCGGGACAAGUCAUGGGACAUGUCACUAGACAAGUCAUGGGACACGUCACUAGACAAGUCAUGGGACAUGUCACUAGACAAGUCAUGGGACACGUCACUAGACAAGUCACGGGACACGUCACUAGACAAGUCACGUGACUCGUCACUAGACAAGUCACGGGACACGUCACUAGACAAGUCGCGUGACUCGUCACUAGACAAGUCACGGGACACGUCACUAGACAAGUCGCGUGACUCGUCACUAGACAAGUCACGGGACACGUCACUAGACAAGUCACGGGACACGUCACUAUAG
This is a messenger RNA of Hyalella azteca, 387 nucleotides long. Its product is annotated as serine/threonine-protein kinase fray2-like. The transcript has a single exon. The coding region runs from base 1 to 387 and encodes 128 amino acids. The record is from RefSeq and is a predicted model, not a curated record. NCBI's taxonomy places the organism in Eukaryota, Metazoa, Arthropoda, Malacostraca, Amphipoda, Hyalellidae.